CUAACAUCAAAGCUGAAAAGUUUUUGUCAAUUAAUGUAUUCUGGUAUUUAAACAUUCAAACUUACAGUCUUGUUAGAACAAUCCCCGAAAUUAGAAAGUAAUCGUUAAGCUUUAUUAGCUUGAAGUGAUGAAUUUUUAAGGAAUUUUUGUAUAUCAACUAAAGUGCAGAUCAUUUUACAUUAAAGCGCUGUCAAGCAUUAAUUGUCAAAUGUAAAAUUUGAAUGUAUAUAUAAUUAAACAUAUAGCGUUAAUUAGGAAAAGAAAUUAAUUAAUUAUGCUAGAGAAAUGCAAAAGAUAAUACUAAGAUCAUUCCAUUACGACUUACUCAACCAGCAAUGAGUCAAUGAGAAGAGGCCAGUUCGAAAGAAGCUCAAUCGGAAAACCCCGCUGCAGUACCAUGGUUUCAACGGGUGCUUUAAUCGUUGUGGCCGCAUUGCAUGUAUUGCUGAGCUUAUCAUUUUUCAUCGAACAGGAAGCCGAUCAAUGUUCAACAGCUCCCACAAUAGCCAGCUGGAUCUUUUUAAUUGGACUUUUUGAUAUCCUCUGGGACAUGUGCAUUUUCCCGCCACGUUAUGCACAUUUACCAUCAAUAUGUCGAAUUAUAUGGGAAAUAAUUUUUGCGAUAUUAAUCACUGAAUUCGGAACAAUCAUUGUGUGGUGUCAAAUUGAAAAACUUUGCUGUCGCUUAACAAAAUUCAUGUUAUUAAUUAUGGGCCUAUACCCGUACGUCUUCUAUACAUACGAAGCAUAUAUUUUGGGGAUUGUUACUUCGGCAAUUAGUUUGGCUUUUGUGAUAUGCGCAAGCAAAGCAACGGGAAAUUUCUAUUUUUUACUUAGACGAGGCGAAUGCGCAGCCUUGGAAAUAAGAGAGAGAGCGAAAAAUUUAACAAAAAUUUUUCGAAAAGUAAAGAGAACCCAAACAAAGAAAACAAAUACGAAAGGAAGGAUAACAAGAAAGGUAAGGUUCAAUGAUACGGUUUCUUGUUCACCGGAAGACGAGUAAUAUAUCACGCAUAACUUGAAAGUUGAUUUCUCACAAUAAAUUCAUUGAACUGGAAGUAGAUAACCUGCUGAAAAUAGAUUAACCAAAAUUUUAUUUGAGACUAAUUUAUAAAUGUAUACAAACUUUAUAUAAAUAUAUUUAAUUUUUUUUUAUUAUUUCGCUUUGAGAUUUGGAAAAUUAAUUAAAGAAUAAUGCAAACGCCAUGCGUACUUGCUAUUAGUUGAACAUGAUCAGGGAGAGCAAGGUUCUGAGAUCAUGCAUUAAUGCCUACUAAUGGUAACAUUGCCAAGGCAAGAUCAAUAGAAGAAGAUGUCGGAUAAUUUCUAAAGCUAAUGAAAUCAAGAUUUUAAUCGAUACUGGUUCGAAUUUUUAAAAGAUUCAAACCUGGAUCCUCUUGCACAUAAACAAACUUGAACCCGGAAUGAACUCUUUAGAAAAUAUACGAAGUUUCUUACUUAAAUUGUGAAUCAAAUUUGGAAAACAAAACCAUAGUCGGGGAAGGCCGAUCAUUAAAUACCCUGCAACACUUCGCAUAACACAAUUCU
Molecule: messenger RNA, 1548 nt
Organism: Glossina fuscipes
Lineage: Eukaryota; Metazoa; Arthropoda; Insecta; Diptera; Glossinidae
Exons: 2
Coding region: 344-1003 (219 amino acids)
Source: RefSeq, a predicted model, not a curated record